Molecule: messenger RNA, 2110 nt
Organism: Hemiscyllium ocellatum (epaulette shark)
Lineage: Eukaryota; Metazoa; Chordata; Chondrichthyes; Orectolobiformes; Hemiscylliidae
Exons: 13
Coding region: 5-1447 (480 amino acids)
Biological process (GO): regulation of DNA-templated transcription
Molecular function (GO): zinc ion binding
Source: RefSeq, a predicted model, not a curated record
CAGUAUGGGGGAAUCAGCAUCCUGCAGCGGGAUGGACGGUCUGAAAUGCGUGGCUGGUGAUCAGAUCCAGGAGGCUGAACUUGUAUCACUGCUUGAUGGACCAAACCAAAGUCAAGCCAGUGGAAGCAAAAUGAUCAAUGUGAACCUCGUGGAUGUUGCAGUGGAGAAUGUCCAUCAAGUAUCGUGUACACCUGAAGGAAGGAGGAGUGGACGAAAACACAGAAAGAGAUCCUUUUCCCCUGAAGUUGAAACUAUGGUCAGGCAGAAGGCAAGACGGAAGAUUAACUUGCUGAUAUCAAAAUCAGGGAAAAGGGCAGGAGUGGAAUUCUGCUGUGACAUCUGCAAAUCUCCGUCUAUCACGAGCCCCAGUCGUCGUGGCAACAGGCUGAGACGGUCAGGUUAUACAGCAUCGCCACGCUGGAAACGUGACCCAGAGACAGGAAAAAUGCUGAUGCUGUGUAACGCAUGUGGGUUGGCGUUUGGCAGAUCCCGGGGUCCUCACUCAUCCUGCGCAGGUGCAGACGCUGAUGAACGCAGAAAACAUCAGGAAGCCCUUGUAGCCUUUGCUGUAUCAAUGACCGAGCUGCUGGGAGACCAAGAUGCCAAGAUGCUGUGCUGUCCUCUGUUUGUGAAGAAACCUUGUCAGUGUCUGCAGAACUACAUCAAAAAGACAGGGGUUGAACAGAGUGAAAGUCGGCAUCGAGCUGUGAAUCUCCUCCAGCUGCUGAAGGAAGCCAGGCAGCUCAGUUUGUUGAAGUGCUACGAUGAAAACCAAGUAGAGCAGCUAGAAAAACCUCAAAAAAGGUGCAUAGGAUUGGGUAAUGGUCAGCGGAAGUCAAAAGCGUAUGAAGAGUUUGUGCUAAAGCAUCGCUUGGUGUUGAAAAAUGAAUUGAAGUUGUGUGAACGUGCUACUCAACGUAUCCUGGGCUACUCCAAUAACUUUCUACACAAAAGAUUGAAAACUGAUCCUGAGAAAGGAAAACGAGUUAAAAGGACUAAAGGGAAGGGAGCCCUGGGACUGCUGAAACCUAUUGCCGAACUUGUGAAGGAGCGAUGUUGCAUGGACAAUUGUGUCUCGAUGGCACACACUCAUGGGCAUUUGCUUCACGUUUGGAGGGAACGUGCCUCAAAAGGACAGGCUGAUGCACGUAGAGCCCUAGCAGAGAUGUUGACGCCUUCAGGUGGCUCACAUUCGAAUUGCUACAAGUUCAUCAGCUGGGUGACAGGCUGCAGUCACAGCACCAUUAGCCGAGUCAACGAGCAGAUGAGGAGGACAGGAGGUUCUGUUACAAGUCCAGCAACAACAAAUCGAAGCUCUGAAGAAACAGGUUCAGCUCCUUCAGCAGCAACAACUGCAGCUGCAGGCUGUUCAGUGCCAAAUUCAGCAAGACCAGCAGAGAAACCAACAACUCAGUACUGUACAGCUGUUAGAUUGUGGGACAGUUGAUGGUUUGGUCUGUAACCAGUCGGACGCACAGCAAGAAGUCAUGGCCCACCUGCAACAUUCUCCUAUUCAGAAGAACUCUUUGACUCGGUGCUACAGCACAGAAGAGCAAUCCCGGAAACAGCUGGGCCCUUCCAACCUUCAGCAAGCAGUGCAGCUGAUCACAGUAACUGAGGAUUGUCAGACACCAACAGUACGAGUGCACAGAUAGGUUGUGACUCCACAGUACCUUACCUUCUCUUAACAACUGUAGCAGAAAGUGUCUUCUCCUGACCCACGCCCAGCGAUGAGGUGGCUUCCCACGGCUCACAAUGGCAGUAUUGGCCUGGUGCCCGGAGGGGCAGUCUUCCGGUGUUACAGUCUUGUCCAGGAGGGGGUGAUCUCGGACUGGAGAGUCAUUCUUGGCCUGGCGUGGAGGUCUUGUUCCAUCGUGGAAGUCUGUUUCUGGGUAUGCCUGCAGCCUGGCAUCAUCGUCAGUGUGGUCUCAUCCUUGCUGCGGAAGUGGCUUCUGGGUCCUCCAAUAGCCCAGCGUGGAGGCCUCGGCAGGGUAGGCAGUCUCAGCCUGCCUCUGUGUGACAGUUUUGGCUGGGUUUUCCAGCAUACCCUGAACUCCGGAGUCAAUAAUUAAAUUGUGAUGAACUUUUACUUUCCUUUUCUUAUUGACCU